This is a messenger RNA of Leptinotarsa decemlineata (Colorado potato beetle), 5778 nucleotides long. RefSeq names its product eukaryotic translation initiation factor 4E transporter. NCBI's taxonomy places the organism in Eukaryota, Metazoa, Arthropoda, Insecta, Coleoptera, Chrysomelidae. Gene Ontology annotation, molecular function: mRNA binding. Gene Ontology annotation, cellular component: cytoplasm; nucleus. The record is from RefSeq and is a predicted model, not a curated record. Gene Ontology annotation, biological process: negative regulation of translation.
UGGUCCUGCCCUUUUUUAUCUCGUUCAAUCCUUCAUGUUUUCUAGGAUUUUUUUUCUCGUUCAGUUGUUAAUGGAUUUGCUUCGAAUUUUCUACGAACCGGUACAUUUGUGAUUGGCACGUUCUUUUGGCAACUUUUGACGAUAUUACGUGUAUGGAAUUUUGGAAAAAAUCUUCUCUCUCGCUUUAUUUUUUAUCGUUGUCGUGCCCCUGUUAUUGACGUGCUACCAACGUUUCAGUAUUAGUUUUUCGCGAAAGUUUAAGCUAGUCUUUUGUCCACGUGGUGGUGAUUUCUUUUCGAAAAGUAGUUUUUCGUAUUUUUUAAUUUGUCGUGUACGUUUUUCUUUUUCGAGUUGCGAUUUUUUUUGCGUGGUAUGGCUAAAACGAAGGUCGCUAAGAAAACCUCCAAAGGGAAGUCUAUCUCGACCACCGAUGAAAGUUUGGGGGGCACCUUUGCGAACGGCAAGAAGAAGCUGAAGCCGAGAAUUAAGAAGGUGUCGUUCAGGGACGAACAAAUCGAAGGGAAGAGUGUAUCUGAUACUGCCGAGUACACUGACCCGGCUAUUAUGGAAGUUCGAAAAGAGAAAACUAGGAUCCGAUAUACUGCAGAGGAACUGUACAGAUAUCGAGAUUCGCCAUUCUCCAAGAAAAAACCGGAUUUUUUCGAAGAAGGAUUUAUCGAAGAAGAGCCAAACGGCAUAGGCAACGAAGGUGAUCCGGCCACCAAGUCCCGCUUCAGCCAAUUUUUCAAGCAGGAUAGCCCUGAAAAGGCUGCAGAAAGUCGUCGCUCUUCAAUGCACGACGACCACCACAUCAUCAAGAACUUGCUGAAGGACAUCGGCGAGACGACGAGCGUCGCCAUCCCCGGCGACUCGGAGGCAUACUUCGCUCCCAUUUCGCCCGCCGCCAACACUGGGGGCGGCGUCAUUGGCGGGGGAAGCGGCAAGAGGGCCGCGCAGGCAAACGCUCAACCGAUCAACAUCAUGGAGAUGCUGCAAAGGGGUAAGCAGCCAAACAUCUCUUCCGGAAAGAUUCUUAGUCUGGACGAGCUCGAGGCGAAGAUGAGGCAGGAUGUGCCGCCUCCCGGUUUGGCGCAGAAGCACCACCAGCAGAAGCCCGACGAAGAAAUGGCUGCGGCUUUCAAGAAGUUGGUGAGCAUCCGAGAGAUUCAAUCUUCGAACCGUCGUAUCGGCAGCGGACGUAUCCUGCGUGAUUCGUGGGACUUUGGCGACAAACCCGAUUCAUGUAGUAAUAUCGGUGACGGGGAGUACAACUUCAGGGGCGGACCGCGGUGCGGUAAUAACAAUGAGCGAGAGGACAAGUUCGGUCCCGGCUCCGACAAGUACGGUCCUGGCUCCGACAAGUACGAACGGCGAAGCUUUGGCAGGGACUUUGAAAUGGGCGGCAGGGGUGAUAGAGAGAAUAACAACAAGGAGCCGUCGUCGAGAAGAAACGGUCGCUUCGACAGGAGGAGAAUGACCGACCACAGGGAACAGGAGCCCGAAUGGUUUUCUGGUGGCCCCGUAUCUCAGAACGACACGAUUGAACUGCGCGGUUUCGAAGACACCGACAAACCGGGCAAGAAGAAGCUAUCACCGUCUCGCGUCAAACGUGCCAAAGACUGGUCGAAGAAGAAGAUUGAAAUCCAACCGGUCACCGUUAAUGACGAUAAGGAGGAAUCGAAAGAGCCUGCAGUACGUUCAACUCCAACUCCACAGUUGGAGUCUAAAAUUGUUGAAAAGACUGAGGAGAAGGUAGAGAAAGACGCUAAAGAUGAACCGGUUAAAGAACCUGCUGUAAAACCGCCAGAGAAAACCAAAAUGGAAGGUGUUCCAAACGAACAGUCGUUCAAUUUCGAAGACAUCCUGAAGUGUGACUCGAUCUCUGGUUUAUUGACGAACGGCAUAGGCAACGAAGGUGAUCCGGCCACCAAGUCCCGCUUCAGCCAAUUUUUCAAGCAGGAUAGCCCCGAGAAGGCUGCAGAAAGUCGUCGCUCAUCAAUGCACGACGACCACCACAUCAUCAAGAACUUGCUGAAGGACAUCGGCGAGACGACGAGCGUCGCCAUCCCCGGAGACUCGGAGGCAUACUUCGCUCCCAUUUCGCCCGCCGCCAACACUGGAGGCGGCGUCAUCGGCGGGGGAAGCGGCAAGAGGGCCGCGCAAGCAAACGCUCAACCGAUCAACAUCAUGGAGAUGCUGCAAAGGGGUAAGCAGCCGAACAUCUCUUCCGGGAAGAUUCUUAGUCUGGACGAGCUGGAGGCGAAGAUGAGGCAGGAUGUGCCGCCUCCCGGUUUGGCGCAGAAGCACCACCAGCAGAAGCCUGACGAAGAAAUGGCUGCGGCUUUCAAGAAGUUGUUGGCACAGGCUCAAGUCGGUGGUCACACAGCCACUUCUAACGGUCCUAUAAACAAAGCUCAGCCUAUGAGCCUCUUGGAGAUGUUGAAUCACUCCCAGCAGCAAGACGAAGUUGCUAGAUUGGGCGGUCCAAACGCGCACCUUCUUGGUCCCACCAGCCCCAAUAUUGGCCACCACCUUCACGGCCCCAACGAUCUGACCAUGAAACAACAGCAAGUGCAAUAUCAGCAACAGCAGCAGCAUAAACAGCAGAUGGAUAUGUUGAAUAAGCUGAUCAACUCUUCUACUUCUGUGCAGAUGAGGGGUUCUCCUCUGCAUGAUUUGGGCGUGCAGCAGAGCAGGGAAUUGCUGAACAGACCAGAAGCCCAGGCCAUUUUGCACGCGCUGCACCAGAGGAUUCCUUCUCCGAGAGAGCUGCAGGUCCACACGCAGAACAUCUUACAGAGGGCACUGAUCAAGAAGAAACUCGAGGAGCAGCAGGAGAACUACCGUAAGAAGCAGGAGAUGCAGAGAGGCCAGAGCCCCAGUACGAACGGUCCUGCGAAGAGCAUCUCUUCUCCUACACCUUUGGCUUUCACUCCGACCUCCGUGUUGAGAAAGAUGACCGCAGACAAGGAUGAGGGAAAGGAAAACAAAUUGUUCAUCGAUGGCAAAAUUCCUCCAGGCCGACCUUUGACUGGUGUCAGGCCUCUGCCAGUGCAGCCCCCUCAGGGACAACAAUGGAAUCAGCCAUAUGCUUCUGUGAAGCAUCCAGGUACGAGUCGUCCCAUCGUCAAAGCGAACAACUACCAGGGCCAGACUGCGGAGCAGUUCUUCAGCCAGCAUCAGCAGCAGCAGCAACAACAACAGCAGCGCAACAUGUUCAACCAGCCACCCCCAGGUGUUUCUGGCCAACGCAAACCUGGCAACAACCAGGGUGGGCUGCAGUUCGUCCCCAAUCAAGGUGUCGCUCAGUCUCAGUACAACACACAACAAUACUCUACUAAUCAACAGUUCACCCAACAGCAGCUGAGAGCGCAGCACCAGCACCGGCCCUCGAAUCAGCAGUCGUCGGUGAUUCAGCAGCAGCAGCAACAACAACAGCAGAGGGGACAGCAGCUAGGGUUCCAGCAGCAACAGCAGCAGCAGGGCGGCCAAAUGGCAGGUCAGGCAUGGCAGCAGUUUUUCAGUAACGGCCAAGGUAACAGGACCGGCGGCAACAAUCCCAUCGGCCGAGCCGGCUUGAACGACGGCGACCUUUCCCCGACGACGACCAAUCAGCUCGCGCGCUGGUUCUCGCCCGAUCUAUUGGAGCGAGCUCGGGGCGGCGAGCUGCCCAGCACUGCGGGUCUCGCCCAGCACGCGCUCAGCCUGGAGGAGCUCGAGCGGAGGCAGACGGUAGCCGCCCCUCCCGCGGUUCACAACUAGAGCCGCCCCCCAUGAACAACUAGCUCGUACCUGGAAUCGGAUUCGCCUGUCGAGGAGUCUAUCGCUCUCUCUCGGUUAUGUCUGAUCCAACGACUUCAUUGUAUUUUUAGUGAAAAAAAAGUUUGAUGUCUCAAAACUAUUUAUUCAUCUUAGAUGACUUGUCAAUUUUUCUCAGAAAAAAAAUCGGUCGAAAAACUCAAUUCAAUGAGAUCGGACUUGAAAAGAAAAUUGUAACGUUUUGUAUAUAUUUAAAAAGCAAAAGUUACAUAGACAUUGUGAUAGAAAUAGAAUCGCCGAGCUUAUUGCAAGAGUUUUUCGACCUACCGGGGGCGCACGAAACAUUUCCAAGGCCAUACACUUAGUUUUCGGGCACCCCUCGUAAAAUGGAUCCAUUACAUCGCAGGUAGUUUGAAAAAGUUGUGCUUGUGAUUAAAAAACGUCUGGCGUCCUAGGGUAUUUUAUCGAAUUUGAAUAUUUCAGUUGUUAGAAUUGCGAUUUUUAGUUUUUCCGUUUGGUGUCCUGAACAAUUUUUGUUUCCUUUUGGUGUUCAACUUUGUGUAAUGGAAGCCAUUUGGGGAAAAAUAUCGAUUGAUAAUAUGAUAAGGUACAAUCUAAAAAAAGUGUAUCAUUACUAAUUGUAAACAAAGGAACUGAUUUUUAUCUUUAUUAAAUGUUGGAAUUCCCUUGGGAACAGAAAGGUUGAGCUGUGAGGUGAUGUGAGUUUCGUGUCGUUUUCGUGGGGUCUGCUAAUGACACCUGAGGGUGGUUGCAAGUUGAAACCGAAACGUCGAUAAAUCUUGCUUCGGGUUCGGUUGUUAUUCUACUUUAUCUGCAUUAGGGUGUUCCGAAAACAUCAGAUUCUUCAUUAUUAGUAUCCAUGGCUCAUGAAAGAUUAGAUCUGCUCUCAAAUAUAAAAAUAUUUUUUGAUUGGAUUAAAACAAUAUUGUUGUUGCACUUACAUUGUUUUUUACUGUAAUAAUUUUUCAAAUUGAAUAGUUGAUUUUUUGGUGUUUUUAGUUUUUACUUCUGCCGUGUAUUUGAUUGAAUUGAAAUGUAAUUGUUAAAAUUUUAUUGUUGCAAUUUUGGACCUCAGAAGUUGUUCUAUUUUCAUAUUUUCUCCAUAGAUUAUACAUUAAAAGUUUGAAUAGGGACAAUUUUGGUAUUUUUAAUUUGAACUACUUAUUGUUGAUCUUGAUAUAAAAUUGCAUUAUAAGUAUUAUUUAGUCAUUGUUUAGGUGAAUCCAGUAAAUUUAUCGUAUUUAAAAUGAUUGAGAUUUGAAUGAUUGAAAUUAUCUAUUGCGAAGUUGUAGUUUGUAAUUUUUUCUUGUGAAAGACCUUCAAUUUUUCAAUAUCAACGCUAGAAACUUCGAUUCUGAAAAGGAAAAGUAUAAUUUGUAGCGAAACAUCAUCUCACGGCAUUCGAACUAUCAGUUUCCAAAGGGAAUAUCCAUAUUUCGCCAACAAGUAACAUUCCUGGUUUGCAAACCACUCAUAUGAAUGAACUGAACGAUUUUUUGUUGAAAUUUCAUUUAGAUUCAAAGGAAAGAGCUAGUCACUUGAUAAACCAUUGUUUCGGGCCGAUAUUGUACCUGCCCAUAACCUACAAAUAUGUUUGAGCGCAAAAUGGCAAUUAAUUGUACAGUAUGGGCCCAAAUGACGUGUUCAUAUAGAAUUUUGGAAAUAUUAUCUGUUGCGGAAGUGCAGUUUGAUUGCAAAUCGAAAUUUAUUGAAUAUUCCUUUCUUUUUUUUGUAUCAAAAAAUCUCUAAGCUCUCGGUCAUAUCAUAAUUGUUGCUGUUGAACAAUAUCUGGUUGAAUUCAUUCGUUUCGUUGUGAACGUUGUUCGUUUGACUUCAACUGAACUUUUCGACGGCGCUUCAACAUUGAAACAUGCCGAUAAACACAUUUCUCUGUUGUAAAAAGUAUGUAUGAAAUGAUUUUGUAAAUAAGAACGUGUCAUAUUACAAUUGACAUACAUUUUUGUUUCAAAGAUCAAUUAAAUGAGCAGAAAAAAGGUA